UGGUGGUGGUGGUGGCUACCGCUCGGGUGGUGGUGGUGGUGGUCUCGGUGCUGGCCUCCGCAUGCCUGACUGGAGCCGCGAAAAGCUCAUGCCCUUCGAAAAGAACUUUUACAUUGAGCACCCCAGCGUCAGCCAGCGAUCCGAGGAGCACGUCAACCAGUACCGCGCUACCCACGAUUGCAAGGUCUUUGGAACAAGCGUCCCCAAGCCUGUCGAGAGCUUCGAGGAGGCCUCCUUCCCGAGCUAUGUCCUCAAGGAAGUCGCUGCCGCGGGCUUCAAAACCCCCACCCCGAUCCAGUCCCAGGGCUGGCCUAUGGCCCUCAGCGGUCGCGAUGUCGUCGGUAUUGCCGAGACCGGCAGUGGCAAGACCCUCGCCUACGUCCUGCCGGCCAUCGUGCACAUCAAUGCCCAACCCUUGCUGCAGCCCGGCGAUGGACCCAUCGUGCUCAUCCUGGCUCCCACCCGUGAGUUGGCCAUCCAGAUCCAGCAGGAGUGCAACAAGUUUGGUGCCUCCAGCCGCAUCAAGAACACUUGCCUCUACGGCGGUGUGCCGCGCGGACCCCAGAUCCGCGAGCUGCAGAAAGGCGUCGAGAUCGCCAUCUGCACGCCCGGUCGUCUGAUCGACAUGCUCGAGUCAGGCAAGACCAACCUGCGCCGCGUCACCUACCUCGUUAUGGACGAAGCCGACCGCAUGUUGGAUAUGGGCUUCGAGCCCCAGAUCCGCAAGAUUGUUGAGCAGAUCCGACCGGAUCGACAGACGCUCAUGUGGUCCGCUACUUGGCCCAAAGAAGUCCAGGCCCUUGCCCGCGACUACCUCCACGAUUACAUCCAAGUCAACAUCGGCUCUAUGGAACUCUCCGCCAGCCACAACGUGACUCAGAUCAUCGAUAUUUGCUCCGAGUCUGAAAAGCGCUCAAAGCUGGUGCGCUACCUCGAAAAGAUCAUGGACGAGCGCGACCACAAGACCAUCAUCUUCACUGGUACCAAGAAGAUGGCCGAUGAUAUCACUCGUUUCCUGCGACAGGACGGAUUCUCCGCCCUUGCCAUCCACGGCGACAAGAAGCAAACUGAGCGAGACUGGGUCAUGUCCGAGUUCAAGAACGGAAGGGCACCCGUCCUCAUUGCCACCGAUGUGGCUGCUCGCGGUCUUGAUGUCAAGGAUAUCAAGCAUGUUGUCAACUUUGAUUUCCCCAACAACAUCGAGGACUAUGUCCACCGCAUUGGCCGUACUGGACGUGCCCGCACCAAGGGCACAGCAUACACGCUGUUCACAGCCGAGAACUGCAAGCAGGCACGGGAUCUGAUUGGCAUCCUGGAGGAAGCCAAACAGGACAUUGACCCCAGACUGCGCGACUUUGCAAGGGUUGGAGGCAGCGGCGGUGGCAGCCGCUAUGGAUCAGGAGGCGGCCGCUCAGGUGGAUAUGGCGGCGGCCGCUCGGGUGGAUACGGAGGCGGUGGCGGAUACGGUCGCGGCAGCGGCUCGAGCUCCAGCAGCCGAUACAACCCGUACUCUCGAUACUGAGUGUCAUCCGGCUUGCGCGGCGACUCUCAAAGCCGCUUGGAUCUCGAGACGGCACUCCCGGCUCUCCCUCCUCGAUAGUAUGGCCGCUGUUUCUCCAGGACCAGCACACUUGUCCGAGGCAGAUCGGAGCCAGCAUCGCUGCUCUGCUUCCUGCGUUCCAAUUCCUCCCAUCCUCUCUCUCUCUCUCUCUCUCUCUCGCUUCAUCGAUCCAUUCUUCCAUCCACUCGUUGGUUUCUCGCAUACCUUUGCCCGUAUUGCCUUGGAUCGCACUCGCUGCUCUCCUCCCCCCUACCAGACUGGACCACGGCCGUCCACUGCUCUUCCCACUUAUCCAUCGCGUUGCUGGGUUGGCGAUGUCUCCCUGAGGCGCUACUGCGAGUAGUCCCAAUACAUUGGCAUGGAAGACUA
Messenger RNA from Polychytrium aggregatum, 1930 nucleotides. RefSeq names its product p68 RNA helicase. The record is from RefSeq and is a predicted model, not a curated record. The transcript is spliced from 8 exons. Lineage: Eukaryota; Fungi; Chytridiomycota; Chytridiomycetes; Polychytriales. Gene Ontology annotation, molecular function: RNA binding; ATP binding; RNA helicase activity. Gene Ontology annotation, biological process: rRNA processing. Gene Ontology annotation, cellular component: nucleus; ribonucleoprotein complex; cytoplasm. The coding region runs from base 62 to 1522 and encodes 486 amino acids.